Messenger RNA from Fibroporia radiculosa, 1113 nucleotides. RefSeq lists its product as uncharacterized. The coding region runs from base 1 to 1113 and encodes 370 amino acids. The transcript has 5 exons. Gene Ontology annotation, cellular component: spliceosomal complex. Gene Ontology annotation, biological process: spliceosomal complex disassembly. NCBI's taxonomy places the organism in Eukaryota, Fungi, Basidiomycota, Agaricomycetes, Polyporales, Fibroporiaceae. The record is from RefSeq and is a predicted model, not a curated record.
AUGCCCGAAGAAGAAGAUGUCAAUCCCUACGAGUUGCUCGGUGUCACUCUCGAGUCAACGGAGGCUGAAAUUCGGACCGCCUAUCGUCAACGUUCAUUGAAAGUUCACCCUGAUAGAAAUCGCGGCAAUCCUGAUGCAGCACGCAAAUUCCAUGAGCUUAAUCAGGCCUAUGAACUCUUGCUUGAUCCGCUUCGGCGCAUGGCGCUCGACGCCAAAGUGCGCGUGAAAGAGGCGCGAAAAGCAAGAUUUGCAUCCUAUGACAACAAGCGGAAAGGUCUUGUAGAUGAGCUCGAGGCUCGCGAGCGUGCUUUCAAGAAGGCGCGAGUGGAGAAGGAGGAGAAGGAGAAAGCACGAUGGCAAGAAAAUGAACGUAUUAUGGAGGAAGGGCGAAGAAUGCGUGAGGAGCGUGAGAAGGAACUUAAUCGAAGGGAGACGGAGAGGUUGGCGGGGGAGAAAACGCCAAUCGCUGAGGACGAACCUCCGACGCUUGGUGCUCUUGAUACCACCGUCCGCUUGAAAUACUCGAUUCUCUCUCAUCCGUUGCUUACGACACCGUCCAGUCUUAGCUCGCUCUUGGCGCCCUUUGGGUCCGUCGACGAAGUGGCCGUUGUGCUCUCGCUCAAACCGGCUCCCCCCAAGAAGCCAAAGCGGGGCACUGCUCUCGUCCCAUUCCGCCAGAUCGGUGGUGCGUUUGCAGCUGUGUGCGCAAGUGGGCGUGCGGAUCAUGGUUUGGGGAAUAUUGAAAUUAGUUGGGCUGAGGGUAGGGAGCCCGAUUUAAUCGGCUGGCUGAAGAAGAUGGGCAAGCUCGAAACGCCCGGAGAGCGUGAGGGUAAUCGGCAACUUGAAUCCGAUGAUCUCGCGGGGUAUGCAUCAUCACCGAAGUCGUCUCCUGGGCAGCAAGCUACUACCCCUGCAAUAUCCUCAUUCGUCCCGUCCUAUUAUUCGUCUUUUCCGUCAACUUUUCCGGACGUGCCAUCCUUGCCUGUACCUAGUUCGUCAAAGAAUGCCUCCGGCUUGGAUUAUGAGUCACUGACCCUUAUGCGACUCCGUCAAGCGGAGCGUGCUCGCCUAGAACGCGAGAUUAAAGAACAUGAAGCUGCCGAAGAGGCUUGA